This is a messenger RNA of Vidua chalybeata, 2526 nucleotides long. It is a transcript of the gene RBM28, whose product is annotated as RNA binding motif protein 28. The coding region runs from base 1 to 2295 and encodes 764 amino acids. The transcript is spliced from 17 exons. Lineage: Eukaryota; Metazoa; Chordata; Aves; Passeriformes; Viduidae. The record is from RefSeq and is a predicted model, not a curated record. Gene Ontology annotation, molecular function: RNA binding.
AUGGCGGCGCCCGAGCCGCGCACGGUGCUGGUGCGGGGCCUCCCCGCCGGAGCCACCGCCGCGCUCCUGGAGCGGCUCUUCGGGCACCUGGGGCCGAUCCGCCGCUGCUUCGUGGUCACCGAGAAGGGCUCCCCGAAAUGCCGCGGCUUCGGCUACGUGACGUUCUCCCUGGCCGAGGACGCGGCGCGGGCGCUGCGGGAGCCCCCCGAGCUGGGCGGGCGGCGCCUGGCGGUCACCCCGGCCCGGCCCAGGGACAGGGGCAGGCCCGGGGGGCCGCGGGCCGAGCAGGGGGAGCCCCCCCCGCAGGCCCCCCGGGACAAGAAGCCGCGGGGCCCCUCCCGCAAGGCGCGGCUGAUCCUGCGCAACCUCAGCUUCCAGUGCUCCGAGGAGGAGCUCCGGGGUCUCUUCGCCCCCUUUGGCCCCGUGCUGGAGCUGAACGUGCCCCGGAAGCCUGACGGGACCCCGAGGGGCUUCGCCUUCGUCCAGCUCCGGAACCUGCGGGAGGCGGCUGCGGCGCUGGGGGGGCUCAACGGGACCCAGCUCAGAGGGCGGCCCCUGGCCGUGGACUGGGCCGUGGCCAAGGACAAGUACCAGGGGACACAGGGAGCCCCAAAAACGCCUGAGAAAGAGGAGAAAGGGCAGGAAAACAAGGGAAAAGAGGAAGAGCAAGGAGAGGAAGAAGAGGAGGAGGGGGAUAAAGGAAAUGAAGAUGAAGAAGAAGAGGAAGAGGAGGAAGAAGAGGAAGAAGAAGAGGAAGAAGAAGAGGAGGAAGAAGCUGCGCAGCCGCCCCGGCAGACCCCAAAAAGGGGACCAGGGGUCAGAGCUGGGCUGGGGCACAGGAAAAAAAAGGAGGUGGAGGAAACUGAGGAAGAAGAAGAGGAAGAAGAUGAAGAGGAAGAAGAUGAAGAGCAGGAGGAAGAUGAAGAAAAAGAAGAGGAUGAGGAGGAUGAAGAUGAAGAGGACGAGGAAGAGGAGCCCCCCCGCAAGCGCCGGCCGCGGCCGUCGGACGUGGGCGAGGGCAGGACCGUGUUCAUCCGGAACCUCUCGUUCGACACCGAGGAGGAGGAGCUGGAGGAGAGCCUGGGCCAGUUCGGGGGGCUCUGCUACGUCCGGCUGGUGCUGCACCCCCACACCGGGACCCCCAAAGGCUCUGCCUUUGCCCAGUUUGAGACCCGCGAGGGGGCCCAGAAAUGCAUCGAGGCUGCUCAGGAGGGGCCCGAGGGCGGGGGGCUCCGUGUCGGGGGGCGGCUGCUGCGCGUGGACCCCGCCCUGAGCCGGGACCAGGCCCGGGGGCUCCAGGGGGGCUCGGGGGCGGCCCGGCCCCGAAGCGGCACCAGGAACCUGUACCUGGCCCGGGAGGGGGCCAUCCGCCCGGGCUCCCGCGCUGCCGAGGGCGUCAGCGACUCGGACAUGGCCAAGCGAGCGCGGUUCGAGGAGCUGAAGCGGCGGCGGCUGCAGGACCCCAACGUCGGCGUGUCGCGGACGCGGCUGUGCCUGCACAACCUGCCCAAGGCGCUGGACACGCCGCGGCUGCGCGCCCUGCUGCGCCGCCUCCUGCGGGGCCCCGGCCACAGGGGCCCCCUCAUCAAGGAGUGCCGGGUGAUGCGGGAGCUGCGGGGCCAGGGCCAAUCUUUGGGGUUCGCCUUCGUGGAGUUUGGGGAGCACGAGGAGGCCCUGGGGGCCCUGCGGCGCCUCAACAACAACCCCGACCUCUUCGGGGCCCAGAAGCGCCCGAUCGUGGAGUUUGCGCUGGAGGACCGGCGGAAGCUGCGGCUGCGGGAGCAGCGGAUCCAGCGCGGCCUGCUCAAGGCCAAGGCCAAGGCGGCCGCGGGAGCCCCAAAGCCUCCCCAGGGAGCCCCGGAUCCCCCCCAGGGGCAGCCAGACCCCCCCGCGGGCUCAGGGGGACCCCAGGCCGCCCCCCAGGCCGCCCCCCGGCCCCCCCCGGGGACGCCCCCCGGGACCCCCUGGGCCGGGUUCCGCACGCAGGGCCCGGGGCACAGGGGGGCACCCGGCGCCCCCCGCACCAAGGUGCUGGCACUGCCCUCCCACCGCGGCCCCAAAAUCAGGAAACGGGACAAGGGGAAGGCUCAGCCGCCCCCCAAGCCCCCCAAAGCCCCCAAGGCCUCUCGGCGGCGGGAGAAGCUCCGGGUGCCCCCCCCCCAGACCCAGCGGCGGCGCCGGGGGGGCCCCGGGGGGGCCGAGGCGCGGUUCCAGGAGCUGGUGGAGAGGUACAAGAGGAAGAUUUUGGGGAGCAACCCCACCACGGCCCGGGGGGGCAAGUGGUUCGAGAGCUGAGGCUCCCCCAGCGCCCCAAAACCCCCCUGGCACCCCAAAAACCCCCUGGGGGUGCCGCGGGUCCCGAACCUCACAGGGGGGUUUUGGGGUGCUGCCCCCAUGUGGUCUGGGGGGGGUUGGGGGGGGCCCCAGCCCCGGGUCCCCCCUGGUUCCCCCCAGGAUUUGGGGGUGCUCCCCCCCAUGGCUCUGUGUCUUCCUGGGUUUUAAUAAAAAUGUUUUUUUUGAGGAAAA